AUGAAUUCAAAUCCUGACCAAAUAUAUUCUGCGACUUAUUCCAACGUGCCUGUUUUUGAGUUCGUCACUUCUGAGGGUCCUAUAAUGCGGCGUAAGUCUGAUGGAUGGAUAAACGCCACGCACAUUCUCAAGAUUGCUAAGUUUCCUAAGGCCAAACGGACAAGAAUCUUGGAGAAAGACGUCCAGACCGGUGUUCAUGAAAAGGUUCAAGGUGGGUACGGUAAGUAUCAGGGCACAUAUGUUCCAUUAGAACUGGGCGCCGGAAUCGCACGUAUGUUCGGGUUUAUGAACUACGUCGAAGGGAAGUCGGAAACCCCGCCACCGGCUCCCAAGCAUAAUCACGCUUCUGCUUCCAAUAUUGCGCGCAGGCAGCCGUCUAUCAAGACUUUGAACGAUUCGAAUUCUGAAAAUGGUCAACGGAAAAAGAUCAAAAUGGAAGAGCAACAUGGAUCAGAUAUGGGAACUUUCUCAUCCAAGCAAGAUUCUACUUCAUCUCAUGCAAACAUUUCAUUUCCUUCUUUGACACGCCAAGAGACUGAGAAAGACGUUCUUCAAAUUAUGGCCAGUAAUCUUAGUGUCAGAAACGAUGACUUGGAACUGGAUACAAGUGCCGACGAAAUCCCACUUAAGUCACGAGGAAGCCGAGACUCAAACACCAAAGAUGACGACGAUGAUUUUAUGUCUGGUAGGGAACUUUUUGGUAUUCAAGAGUCUUUUGCGGGUCGUGACUCCUUUGAAAAGAUAAUUGAGAUGCAUAAAAGGAAUAGAGAUGAUUACUUCUCGGCGCUUCUUGAUUAUUUCUUGCAUGACGACCAUGGGUCACUUCAAACGGAGUCAAGAAGAACGUACUCUCUCCCUCAACCGAUUCUCAAUCCGCCUGAACCGUUGAGCAGCAUUAAUAUCAAUCAAAGGGUCGACAAUGAUGGUAAUUCAAUACUACAUUGGGUGUGCGCUAUGGCCAAUCUCCCAGUUUUUCAGUUUUUAACCUCAAAAUUUAGCGGAAUCAUGAAUUUAGGUAACAAAAACUAUCUGGGCGAGAAUCCAUUGAUGUUCAUGAUCAAAUUCAAUAACAGCUAUCAACAGAGAAAUUUUAAUGACUUUCUACAACCCCUUGCAGAUUUGAUUUUUACUGCUGAUGAUCGAGGUCAAACCGUUUUGCAUCACAUUGCGAAUUUAUGCAAGCCAGCUAGUUUGGAGUCGAGAGAUCUUGAUUUGAGGAGGUCGAAAGAAAGGUAUGCAUCGUAUUAUCUUGAAAGCAUUUUAAGUCAAGCACUGCGGGAUGAUCAUUACAGUCUAAACGAGGGCAAUUCUACGACAAGAUUUGCUGAUCUUCUAAACCACCAGGACCAAGAACGCAAUACUCCAUUGCAUCUAUUUGCCUACCAUUUGAACAAGAAAUGUAUCAAGACUUUGAUUAAAUUCCACAGGGUCCUUAACCUAGAAUUGCGAAACGCAGUCGGCCAUUCCGUUGAAGAUUACCUUGCUUCGAACAACUACGUGCUUCGGAUUGAAAAUGACGGAAGCGAGGACCUUGAGGUGGCAUCUCAUUCUUUAAAUCAACUGAGUGUGGCUCAAACAUCAGUUAUAGGACAGUCGCAGACAAUGGAAACUCAAGUACAGAAUACUAAGCUGGCAAUCUGCCUUCAGAAUACGAUGUCCAAUUCUAUCACUGAAAGGUUAAGCGAAUUAGCAUAUGCAAUAGAUAGAGAAUUGGGCGAAAAGGAUAAGAAGCUUUUACUGCUAUGCAAAUGUCUUCGGAAGGUAAGUUAUGAGAAAUAUUUAUCUCAGAAAGCCAGUCUAGGGGUCUUCAAGCUUGAUUACCUCAUCGAGGAUAUGGAGAAAGACUUCGAUGCUGGUGAAUAUCGCACGAACAAGGCCGAUGGGGGCUCGUUACUGGUCGAUACAUCAAGAGACAUCAUAAUCCAGGAAGAAAUAUCCAGGCUUCUGAAUGACAUGUCUUUUCAAUCUUUGGUCGUGAACGAAGAGCUUCAAAUGGCCUGGGAACGGUACAGAUUUGCCAGGGAAAAGAUUUUAGAGCAACAAUUAACUGGCCUCGUCGAUGCUAUUUCAGUUCGAAGCGAAGAAUGCCACGCCGAGGCACGGCAGCUUGCCAUCAGUCUUCAACGUGAGAUCAGGAAAAGGAAAAACUUGUCUGGCCAGGUCUAUUCGCUUGAUGGUACGACUCCGAUUAUCGGUCAGUACGCAGAUGAAUUUAAAGAGAAUGAAAAGUCGGGUUCGUCUUCUUUGAGCUGCCCUGCCAAUCUGCACGGAGUUAUAUCAACUAUAUCUCAACUGGACAAAUUGUACAAGUAUUGCAAGCUUAUAGCUCUAAGCUGCGGAAUGUCCUUUUCCGAAGUUGAGCUGUCUAUCGAUCUUAUAGAACAGUCACUUUUGAGAGGUAAACAAUAG
This is a messenger RNA of Candidozyma haemuli, 2409 nucleotides long. It is a transcript of the gene MBP1, whose product is annotated as transcription factor. The coding region runs from base 1 to 2409 and encodes 802 amino acids. Gene Ontology annotation, cellular component: SBF transcription complex; MBF transcription complex. Lineage: Eukaryota; Fungi; Ascomycota; Pichiomycetes; Serinales; Metschnikowiaceae. The record is from RefSeq and is a predicted model, not a curated record. The transcript has 4 exons. Gene Ontology annotation, molecular function: DNA binding; protein binding; transcription regulator activity.